GUUCAAGCAAAGUGAAAAAAAAAAUUGUAAAAAAAGAAACCUUGCUUCUUCACGGUAAUAAUUUAAUAAAACAACGUUCCAGAAAAAACGCAGCUCAUCAGAAAAGAUUCUUCCAGCGCUGCCUUCGCUUGCGCCGCUUCACGUAACGUUGUUGGAUUCAUUGGAUUUCUAUUGUUAAAUAUUUAUCGACACCAGCAUUGCAACGAGCACGAAUCACCAAAAUUAUGUUAAUAGCGAAAAAACUAAGAAAACAAUAAACAUGUACGGGAAUAUAUUAUAAUUGAUAAUACACAUAACGGGCAACAUAGACAAGAGAGAAGGUCAUCCUUAUGUCCAGUUGAAUGUUGUACAUAUCAUUUCAAGAACUAUACGUGAACAAAAACGGCAGAAGAAUCAACAACAUUACUUUCCCCUGAUCGUUAUCAAAACAAAUGCAUGCUGGAUAAAACGGCAAGGAAUAGAGGUGCUGAAGGACAAGGAGUUGUUGCUUCUGCAGCAGCGUCUGCUGCGCAUUCUCCAAGGCAGAUUGUUUAUGCGGCAACAUCGAAAGCAGCUGUUAUACCUGCAUUUCAAGAUUUCGCGGAUGUGGAUAUUGAAAAGGAGUUAUCGUCAAGUAUUGUGAAGAAACCAACAAGCAACAGCUUCGGCCAAACCGUAUCGAAUAACAAUCACCGUGAAACCAACAGUUACUUAUGGUAUAACCAUCCAACACCACAAGAUAAAUGCAUUUCCAAGGACACUGUCGAGCAUGCAGAAAACAUUAAACUAGAAAGUUCAGUUGUUAUAAGCCAAAAAAAGCAAGGAGAAAAACAAUUUCAAAAUGACAAACUAAGGGUUUCGGAUGAAUUGGAAAACACUGAUUACGCGCGUAAUAUUAAAAGCAAGUAUCUGGAAGAAAACCGCUGCGUGUUGAAAGGCGGAUAUUCAUUUCAAAUUAAUAGCAGCAAUAGCAACAGAAGCGCAAUGAAUUCAAGCCAACCAGCGCAAGCUGCUCCCGGUAAUCGUAUUACGUUUACCAGCCAAACGUUACCGAACGGUACAAUUAAUAUCGGUAGUGGUCAUCCGGGAGCUGGUUCGACCAUUAUAUCAACGUCACAACUACCAAAUACCACGACUAUUAAGACAAUAACGGCGGGAGCCGGACAACCGCAUCACGGUUUACCGCAACAAGUUCAAGUACAGCAUCACCAGGUCUUGCAAACAGCUGGCGGACCGGGCACACAACCAGGCGGUCAACAGCAACAACAGCAAUCAGUAGGUGCCACACAAACGCAAACUUUAGUUAUAAAAUCUAAUCAUGCAGUCACAUUGCCGGCGGGUCUUGUCUCAAGUGCACCCGGAAUCGUAACUAUGACCAAAACCAUACAACAACAGGGUAAUCAACCUAUUUUGAACUCCAUGAUACCGGCUAGUGUAGUAGUAGGAAUGCGUCCUCCGAACGCUCAGCAGCAACCAAAGAAUGUACAAGGCAACAAUUUGGGCCGUGUGGUCAUUGGUGGGCCACACAUGGUGGGCACUAGGCCUCAAAGUCCAGCGAUAACAUUAAGUGCACGAACCCAGGGACCAACGCCUGCACUCAUAUUGAAAACUGAAAAUGGAUUUCAAUUGUUGCGCGUAGGGACGGCUACCUCGGGUCCGGUGACACAAACAAUCGCCACUAAUUCCACAAACCCGCCACAAAUUCGCUUGCAAACUGUUCCAUCUGCUUCGAUGGCGAAUACCUCAACCGCGAAUAAUAUUGUGGUGAAUUCGGUGUCGUCAACGAGUUCGGCGGGACCGGCGCAUGUUUACACGUCACAAGCAAACAUAUCGCUGCAACAGCAACCGACUACAACAACGAAUGUUGUUGCCUCCAUGCAACAACAACAACAGCAGCAGCAGCAACAGCAGCAACAACAACAGCAGCCACAGCAACAGUUCCAUCAGCAAACUCAACACUUACAAACGCAGCCGCAAAUUACACAAAUUCAGACGAUAGCAGCGGCGCAAUCGACUACACAAUUGCAACAACAGCAACAGCAACAAACCAAUGCCAACAUUCAAAAUAGUAAUAAUGUGGUGAGCAGUACUACGCCGAGCAAUCCUUCGGCCAGCAGUAGUAGCAGUAGUACACCGCAGCAAAGUACAGUAGCUCAGGGCAAUACCAAAGAGAAAUGCCGCAAAUUCUUGGCGAAUUUAAUAGAUUUGUCAACACGCGAACCCAAACCUGUGGAAAAGAAUGUACGUAGUCUUAUUCAGGAGUUGGUUAAUGCUAAUGUAGAACCCGAGGAUUUUUGUGAUCGAUUAGAGAAACUCUUGAAUGCCAGUCCACAACCAUGCUUAAUCGGAUUUCUUAAGAAAAGUCUACCACUGUUGCGUCAAGCAUUAUUCACCAAGGAAUUAGUUAUUGAAGGUAUCAAACCACCACCACAACAUGCUGUUACGGGACUAGCGUCGAUUCAACAGCAAUAUUCGAAAAUUCAAGCGCAAAUCCGUCCUAUUAGUCAAAAUCAAACAACUACCAUUGGGCAGACGCAGGUGCGCAUGAUCACACAGGCUGCAAGGCCAAUCAGUCACACCACCAUCACCAAACAGCCAGCAGCUGGUAUACGCAUACAGGGCCCGGCCAAUGGGCCGCGUCUAUUAAAUACUCAUCUAAGAGGACCAGUGCAUCAAACCAAUUUACCACAGCCAAAUACAAAUUCACCUCAGAUACAACAUGGAGGACCUACUCAUGCGAACAUUGUUCAAAUACGUGCCCCCAUAGCUACACAAAUGAGUCGUCCCACCACCGUUCAGAUACGCACGGCUAAAGGUAAAUCUUCAACGACCACUGUCGCUGGCGCUGGAUCCGGCAUAACGCACGUGAAAGUGGGUCAAACCCAAAUUAAAGCAAUUUCUUCUUCCACAUCUGCCUCGCCCGCCACAGCCACAGCCACACAACCACCUUCUCUGGUGGCCAUAUCGAACAAUGUACCAACGGGGUCAAACAUUUCCUCUUCGGCCUCAAUACUAUCCACAAUUAAUUCAGUAGCCAGCAAUUCAAUAGGCAACGCGACUGGUUUGCCGGUACCUUCAUUACCCACCGUGCAGUUACCACCAAGUUUACUGGCUCAACAACAACAGCAACAGCAACUCCAAGGUCCCCUAACAAUUACACAUAACAAUAACAGUGCGGCAACUGCUAUAGUGGAAGCCGGUAUAAUAAAAACUGAAAAUAAACCUGAUAUAAAAUUGUCGUGUCAGCUUCCAACCCCUACGACACCAGCAACGAGUAAAGUUCCCGCUAAAUCAUCAGCCGCGUCAGCUAGUAAGGCGGCUGCGAAAAAGAAGAAAGAACAAGCAGAUAAAGAUCGCGAUGAUGUUAAGCUGAAUAAUUCCACUUCGGCCUCUAGUGCGGCAGCGAUGUCGUCAUUCUUUCAACAACCCUCUAUAUCAAUGUCAUCGUACGGUGAUGAUGAUAUCAAUGAUGUUGCUGCAAUGGGUGGCGUCAAUUUGGCCGAAGAGACGCAACGCAUACUUGGCUGUACUGAAAAUAUUGGCACACAAAUACGUUCCUGCAAAGACGAAGUUUUUUUACAUUUACCCGCUUUACAGGCGCGCAUACGAGCGAUGGUCAUGGAGCGCGGCCUCGAGGAGCCAUCGCAAGACGUCGCAGUUCUGAUAUCUCAUGCAUGCCAGGAACGAUUAAAGAAUAUCGUCGAAAAAUUAGCUGUGAUAGCAGAACAUCGUAUUGAUGUGAUUAAGCUAGAUCCUCGUUAUGAGGUAACAAAGGAUGUACGUGGUCAAAUUAAAUUUCUGGAAGAAUUGGAUAAGGCUGAACAAAAACGUCACGAGGAAUUGGAACGUGAAAUGUUAUUACGUGCUGCCAAAUCACGUUCAAAGAUAGAAGAUCCUGAGCAGGCCAAAAUGAAAGCAAGGGCUAAAGAGAUGCAAAGAGCCGAAUUAGAAGAAUUAAGACAACGGGAUGCCAACAUGACUGCCUUGCAAGCUAUCGGACCCCGCAAAAAACUGAAAUUGGAGAAUGAUUAUACAGGAUCAGGAGCGGGUGGUGCUAUAUUUAAUUCGAUCGGAGCCACAGGUUCAGCUCCACCUGCGUUACGGCCUCGUAUAAAACGCGUCAAUUUACGGGAUAUGCUAUUCUUUAUGGAACAAGAACGUGAAACAUGUCGAAGCCAAAUGUUAUAUAAAUCAUAUCUCAAGUGAUGCAUUACCACCAUCACCAUCAUCAACAUAAUCAUUAAUAAUGGAAUUGUAUUAUUCUCAGCUCUGGCUCUCAUAAUCAAUUGAAAUGAAAUCGUGAGUCUUUUAUGUGUUCUUGCUUGCUGCUGCGGCUUUUUUAAACGAUUUUGUCUAUCUUACGAUAAGGAGAAUACAAAUGAUCAUGUCAUUGAAAGCGAAGAUAGCAAAGAUCGGUUACAUAAUCUAUAUAAAGAUAAAGAGAAAAAUGUUAAGGUUUUCAUAUUUAGCUGUAAAAUGCCGUUAAAUUAUGUUUCACUUGAAAGCAAACAAACAAACAAAUUGAUAAUCAACGCUGUGCUCGAUAUUUCUGUUUAUAAAUUUUGAGUUUGUGUCGAUUCUUCUCUCCCCUUCAAGUAAAUUUAUAUUCAUAUCAAAAUUGUCUUAUAUGUAUGUGUGAAACGAAUCUAUAAAAUUUGUCUUGACCUUAAAAAACGGGAAAAAAAACUAAAACCUAAAUUAAUGAUAAAAACGAAACGCUUCGGACUAAAUCAGCAAGUUUGCCCCCACCCCACGCAACGGUUUCCGCAAUAUUUUGUCAAAAAAAAAAAA
Molecule: messenger RNA, 4770 nt
Organism: Glossina fuscipes
Lineage: Eukaryota; Metazoa; Arthropoda; Insecta; Diptera; Glossinidae
Product: transcription initiation factor TFIID subunit 4-like
Biological process (GO): DNA-templated transcription; transcription initiation at RNA polymerase II promoter
Cellular component (GO): transcription factor TFIID complex
Molecular function (GO): DNA binding; protein heterodimerization activity; RNA polymerase II general transcription initiation factor activity
Source: RefSeq, a predicted model, not a curated record